Messenger RNA from Echinops telfairi (small Madagascar hedgehog), 3576 nucleotides. It is a transcript of the gene CRB1, whose product is annotated as crumbs cell polarity complex component 1. Gene Ontology annotation, biological process: axon guidance. The record is from RefSeq and is a predicted model, not a curated record. Gene Ontology annotation, molecular function: calcium ion binding. NCBI's taxonomy places the organism in Eukaryota, Metazoa, Chordata, Mammalia, Afrosoricida, Tenrecidae.
AUGCUUGAUGCAGAAAGUAAACCUUCAGAGCUUAAUCUUUUGUGUUUUGCUUUCCUGGUAGAUUCCUUUUGCAACACAAAUGACGCGAGGCGCCUCUCAAACUCUUGCCAAAACAGUUCUAUAUGCACUGGUCUUUCAAAAGACAAUUGCUGUUGCUCAGACACAGUCAAUAAUUUGGAUAAAGACUGUGGCAGCCUGAAAGAUGCUUGUUUCUCUAGUCCCUGUCAGCAGAACGCUUCUUGUGUCAACACCACAGAGCUAGGCUUCCGGUGUAAAUGUCCCCCUGGCUACAGUGGGGUGACCCGUGAGACUGCCAUUGGCUACUGUGGCAGCAACGUCUGCCGGCAUGGAGGCAUCUGUCACUCCCACCCUGUGGGCCCUGUCUGCAUCUGCCUUGCAGGGUUUGCUGGAAGCUUCUGUGAGAAGGAUUACGAUGAGUGUGCUUCCAGCCCCUGUCACAACAGAGCCAUGUGUCAAGAUGGAAUCAAUGGCUAUUCCUGCUUCUGCGGCCCUGGAUAUCAAGGCAGCCACUGUGACUUGGAGGUGGGUGAAUGUGUUUCAGAACCCUGCAAGAACGAGGCUGUGUGCCUUAAUGAGAUAGGAAGAUACACUCGUGUCUGCCCCCAAGAUUUUACUGGUGCAAACUGUGAAAUGGAAAUUGAUGGCAGUUGGACACAGCCCUGCCUGAAUGGUGGGACUUGUCAGGACGUUUUGGGCAGUUCUUUCUGUGCCUGUGCCCCUGGAUUCCAAGCAGGCCACUGUGAACUCCACUUGGAUGAGUGUCUGAGCCAGCCGUGCCGCCAUGGUGGGCUCUGCAUGGAUGGAGACAACAGAUAUAUCUGUAACUGCAUGGGUAUUGGGUUCACAGGGAUACACUGUGAGACCUGGAUGCCUCUAUGUUGGUCAAAGCCCUGUCAUAAUAAGGCUCCAUGUGAGAACAGCUUUGACAAUUACACUUGUCACUGCUGACCUGGAUACACGGGUGCCCAGUGUGAGACCGACAUCAAGUGCCAUAAUAAUGCAUGCCAGGCUGGCGGGGUAUGUGUGGAACUGUCCACAGAGCAACUAUAUGGAAGCAUUGCUGAGCUGCCCACUGCAUUCAGCUAUCAUGAAGCCGCAGGUUAUAUUUGUGUCGGUCAGCCUGGAUUCACAGGCACCCACUGUGAAGAGGACAUCAAUGAAUGCGCUUCAGAUCCUUGUCAAAAUGGUGGCACCUGCGAAAACACACCUGGCAAUCACACUUGGUGCACCGUUGGUCCCCAUUCCAGAGCAUCUUUUGGAGGAGAAGACUGUGCUGAUAUCCUCCUGGGAUGUCUACGUCAUCAGUGUCUAAAUGGCCAGCAUGGGUCCAGCUGCCUGUGUCCAGCUGGCUACACGGGAUCGCUGUGUGAAACAGGCACCACUCUUUCUUCUGAGGGCAAUGGCUUCCUGAGGGUGGCAGGUGGCUCGGGAAGGAGCAAGGGCUCCGCUUGUGACACCGCUCUGCGGUAUAGGACUGUCCACGGCACGGCCCUGCUGCCCCUCCGAGGCCUCGGGAGCGCCUUUGUGAGGCUCGAGCUGCGGGACGGGCGUCUUCACCUCUCCGUUCAAGCCAGGCGUCAGUCCAAGGCCCUGCUGCGUCUUCCGCACAACACCAGCGACGGAGGGCGGCAUUCCGUGGAGAUAACGUUUGCAGAGCCCGUGACCCUCACCUCGCUCGAUGCCUAUUCCUGCGCAGAGAAAUGCAUCGCGACAGCGUCUCCAUUUGAAAGGAAUCAACCAAGGUGCACUUUCCAAAACUCCUUUUUGGGUGGCUUCCCAAGAGGAAAGAGCAAACACGGUGACGUUCGGCUGAACACCUAUCAUAUCCCAUCCACACCUCCGUUUGUAGGCUGUCUCCGAGACAUUAGGAUGGAUUUGAAUCACAUUACCGCAGAGAACAUUUCAUCAGGCCUGUCGUUCAAUGUCAAGGCCAGCUGUGUGAAAAAGGAUUGGUGUGACAGCAAACCUUGUCAAAAUAGAGGGCGCUGCAUCAACCUGUGGUUUGGUUACCAAUGUGAUUGCCACGGCCCUACGCAGAAUCGGGACCUUGUCACCCUCUGGUGCAUGCUGGACCCAGCAGAGAAGGAUGAAAAGAGCGUGUCUGUGAACGUCCGAAAAGGAACGCUGGUGUGGUUAAGCUUUGGCCCUGGAACCACAAAGUCCGCAGUUGAAAACCGCCGGCAGCGCCGCAGGAGUAUUCCAAGUGCUGUGUUUAAUGGCCAAAGCCAUGGAAUAUUAUUCAGGAGCAAUGGGAAUAUAACCAGAGAGCUCACCAACAUCACAUUCGGUUUCAGGACAAGGGAUGUGAAUGUAGCAAUAUCGCAUGCAGAGAAAGAGUCUGAAUUUCUCCAUAUUGGCAUUCAAGACUCCAGAUUAUUAUUCCAAUUACAAAGUGGCAACGCUUUCUCUGUGCUGAAUCUGACGAGUUUACAGCCGCUAAACGAAGAUACAUGGCACCAAGUGACUCUUUCCAUGACAGACGCAUUGGCCCAGUCCUCUAAGUGGCAAAUGGAAGUGGACAACCAUACACCGAGUGUGACCAGCGCCGUUGCUACCGGAAAUCUCAACUUUUUGAAGGCUGAAACAGACAUUCAAGUUGGUCACCAAACUUUGGACAAUAGGAAUGGUUUGUGAGGCUGCCUGAGUACAAUAGAAUUCAGUGGCAUUUAUCUCUCUUACUAUGAAAACUUCCCUGAUUUCACUAAUAAACCUCAUAAAGAAGAGUUUCUCAAAAUGUCUGCAAAUGCCGUGCUUACUGGCUGUUUGGAGCUCAAUGCCUGCCACUCUGACCCCUGUUUGCCUGGUGGCAAGUGUGAAGCCAUCUACAGCUCCUAUCAUUGCGCCUGUCCCUUGGGAUGGUCAGGGACACACUGUGAACUCAACAUGGAUGAAUGCUUCUCUAACCCCUGUAUCCAUGGUAACUGCUCUGUCAGUGGUGCAGCCUACCGCUGCAGUUGUGAGCCUGGAUACCUGGGCGUGAACUGUGAAGUGGAGAUAGACAAUUGCCAGAGUAAACAGUGUGUAAGCGGGGCCACCUGCAUCAGUGACACUAAUUCUUGUCUCUGUUUGGACAAUUUUACUGGGAAAAUGUGCAGACACAACAGAUUACCCUCAACAGACUGUGGGAACGAGAAGACGAAUCUCACUUGCUACAAUGGAGGCAACUGCACCGAGUUCCAGGGCGCCUUCCGAUGCACGUGGCCAGGUUUUACGAGAGAGCGGUGUGAAAAGGACAUCGAUGAGUGUGCCUCUGAUCCGUGCUUCCACGGAGGCCGGUGACAGAACCUAGUCAACCAGUUCCAGUGCCUGUGUGAAGUCGCGUUCGCUGGCCAGCACUGCGGGGUAGACUUGGCAGAUGGCUUGAUCUCCGACGUUUUCACGGCGAUUGGCUCAGUGACACUAGCCUUGCUAUUGAUCCUCUUUCUGGGAGUGGUGGCUUCUGUCGUAGCCAUUAAGAAAAGGGCGACACAGGGAACCUACCGCCCAAGCCGCCAGGAAAAGGAGGGCUCCCGGGUGGAAAUGUGGAUCAGACUGCCACCGCGCUGGGGAGACUGA